This is a messenger RNA of Centruroides sculpturatus (bark scorpion), 3431 nucleotides long. RefSeq names its product guanine nucleotide-binding protein G(q) subunit alpha. The record is from RefSeq and is a predicted model, not a curated record. Gene Ontology annotation, cellular component: heterotrimeric G-protein complex. Gene Ontology annotation, biological process: phospholipase C-activating dopamine receptor signaling pathway; adenylate cyclase-modulating G protein-coupled receptor signaling pathway. Gene Ontology annotation, molecular function: G protein-coupled receptor binding; guanyl nucleotide binding; GTPase activity. NCBI's taxonomy places the organism in Eukaryota, Metazoa, Arthropoda, Arachnida, Scorpiones, Buthidae. The transcript is spliced from 7 exons. Bases 1 to 924 code for a protein of 307 amino acids.
AUGAUAGGAACUGGAGAAUCUGGUAAAAGUACAUUUAUUAAACAGAUGAGGAUUAUCCAUGGAUCUGGAUAUACUGAUGAAGAUAAAAAGGGAUUUAUUAAGCUUGUGUAUCAAAAUAUAUUCAUGGCAAUGCAGAGUAUGAUUAAAGCUAUGGAUAUGUUAAAAAUCCCAUAUAAAGAUCCUAGGAAUCAUAAAAAUGGUGAAUUAGUAAGAACUGUAGACUAUGAAACAGUUACAACAUUUGAUAAGCCAUAUGUGGAUGCAAUUAAAUCCCUUUGGGCAGAUUCAGGAAUACAAGAAUGUUAUGACAGAAGGAGAGAAUAUCAACUCACAGAUUCAGCAAAAUACUACUUGAGUGAUAUUGAUAGAAUAGCAGCUCAAGAUUACCUUCCCACUCAACAAGAUAUUCUCAGAGUAAGAGUGCCCACAACUGGUAUUAUUGAAUAUCCAUUUGAUCUUGAUUCAAUUAUUUUCAGAAUGGUAGAUGUUGGAGGACAAAGGUCUGAAAGAAGAAAGUGGAUUCAUUGCUUUGAAAAUGUUACUUCUAUAAUAUUUUUAGUAGCCUUAAGUGAAUAUGACCAGAUUCUUUUUGAAUCAGAUAAUGAGAACCGAAUGGAAGAAAGUAAAGCUUUAUUUAAAACAAUAAUUACAUAUCCCUGGUUCCAAAAUUCUUCAGUUAUUCUCUUCCUUAAUAAAAAGGAUCUUCUAGAAGAAAAAAUAAUGUAUUCUCAUCUUGUAGAUUAUUUCCCAGAAUAUGAUGGACCAAAGAAAGAUGCCAUUCAUGCUAGGGAGUUCAUCCUCAAAAUGUUUGUGGACCUCAACCCAGACAGUGAAAAAAUCAUCUAUUCACAUUUCACAUGUGCAACAGGUAGGAGCAAUCUACCUGGCCUUGAUCCAUAUUAUGUGGAGGUUUGGCAGUUAUAACUUGCUCCUAUGCUAGCCUGUUGAAUUGCAUACACAGAAAAUAUCAGAUUUGUAUUUGCUGCAGUAAAGGAUACUAUACUUCAACUAAAUUUGAAGGAAUACAAUCUUGUGUAGGAAGAAAUUUUCAUGCAUUUUUUGCAGACCUUGUCAACAAUUACAUUAUUCAUCACAGAUUUCUAUGUUGUCAAUAAAAGACUAUUUACUACAAAUUAGGAGAGUGAAAACUAUGACAAAAUUGCUUGUACCACAUCUUUAUCAGAUGAAGCACAAGUAUAUCAUCUGCUCUCCAAUGCAUCACUUUUUUCAUGGUGAAGGUGACUUUUGCUAAACAAACAGAGAUGGCAAUCUAUUUCUUCCUCUUUUUCUCUUUCCCCUUUUUUUCUUUUUUAUACAUGCAUAUCAUUGUAUAUAUGUAUGUUUUACAUGUAAAUCUGGCAUAUAGUUUCAACAUGACAGUGUGUUGGAGUUGCAUUAUUUUGUUAUAUAUAACAAUUUUGUAAAAUUGAGAAGCAUUUCUAAGAAAUGAUAAUGCUAAAAUCGUUUGUGCCAAAUAGCCUUUUUCAUUUCAUUCAUUUCAUGAUGGAUAUUUUCCUAUUUUACUUUCAACAGAAUUAAUUACAAUUUUGCCAAAGAAGAAUUGUUCAAGAAACUAACGGGUUUGACAAAUGCCCUGAAGGAAUAUACUAAUAAUCCACCCAUUGAAACAUAAGUCAAAGAUGCUGGAUAUUAGUGUGAAUAUUUUCAUGGGCAGUGAAAUGGAUGUGAUUGACACCUCAGCAUAUCAGCAUCUCAAUUUGAAAGUUGCAGAAAAUGUAGCUGCAAUCUUCAGUUCUCUACCUAGUCAUUACAUGUAAAUGUGGUUAAUAUAUUAAUGAUCAUCAUUUUUACUUUUUUUUAUCAACAUCAAUCAAACUAUACUUUUAAGAAUUUACAAAAGAAGAAAACAAUUCCAAUUUAAAUGCAUUUUCAGUGUGAGGACUGUUAAAGAUGAUGAUAAACUAUUAUAUUUAGUAUAAUAUGUAUUUUGUGUCAAUGAUAUGUUUUAUUUCACCAAUAAAGUUAUAUUUAAAAUAUUUAAAGGAGAAUAUUAUAUUUAAGAAAGUUUAAUUAUUAUGAUAUAAAGAUGAUAAAAUUGUUCAUAUUAUUUUAUAGGAUUUGUUACUAUCUCUUCUCCAACUUACAGUCAUGUUGAGAAUUUAAUUUUUGCCUGUUUUAUCUCUGCUUAGGAAGAAAAUAAAGUGAGAAAACUGUACUUAAUUAUUUCUUUAAGAUAUAAUUUAUCCUGAACUUAGUUGAAAUAUAACUAGUAUAUAAUAAAGUACAGUUUGUUGUUGUUAUAUAAUUUUAUUAUUAUUAAAAUUUAUUAUAUUAUCAUCAUCGUCAUCUAACACUACUGUUGUUGAUUAUUAUUACAAAUAAUUAAUUGACAUAAUAAAUGACAUUGCUUUUUAGCAAGUUAGAAAAAAAAUGCUAAGUUGCACAAUUUAUGUAUUUUGACACUGUUAUUUGUUUCAAAACAGUUAAAUUGUUAAAAUAUUUUUCUUAAAAAAAGAGAGCAGCUGUAAUUUGUGAAAUGUAAUUUUUUUUAUGUAAAAAAUGUUAUCUUAAAACCUCACAUGAUGGAAGAGCAGCAUUUGACUUUGGGCCAAGACAGCUGAGUUGUUAGCUAUGCCCACAAAUUGUAUAAAUUGUGUAUGCAUGAAUGUAUGUUUGUGCAUGUAUGUGAAUAUAUGUGUAUGCAAGUGUGUGAAUGAGAGAGCAUGAUAAUUUCAUGCAAAGUGAAGAUUCUCCUUUGAAGAAAUUGGAUGUAUUAUACACUAAGGAAUUUGAAAAUUAUUGAAUAAUGCAAUGCAUCAAAUAAAAUUAAGCAAAAACAUAAGAGAUUAUUAUUAUUCAGAAGUAUGUGCUAGUUGAAUAAAGAAAGCAUUCAAAACAGAAGAGAUGCUCCUUUCUGAUAACUGACAUUGUGUUGAAUAUAACUUGCAAAACGUGAGAUUGUUCUUCAAAAUAAAUUAUGUACUGGUUUACCAUGUUGCACAGAAUUGUAACAAUUGACAGAACUGGGAAAUAAGACUUAUGUUCUUGCUUGUUUGUGUACAAGCAUACUUUGCAUAUUUCCCUUUAAAAUUUGUGCAUUUCUAGUUGUCAAAAGCUGGACAGUUAAAUCUGUCACUGUGAAACAGUGCUGAAUAGUAAUCCUGUAAUCUGCUAUACCAAUAACAGAUCUCUUCAUUCUGUUUUAUUAUAGUGCUUUUUUUUUUACAAACUAUGUAAAAUAGUUAUGCAAACCACUGAAUCAUGUUUUCUUUAUACCUCAAUCUGUGUUGGAAGGGAAAUAAUAAGGGAAAAAGCACCUACCAUUUGAGAACAGUAUUGACAUUUUCCCUCAUUCCAUAAAACUGGAUUUCAUUGUUUUUCAACAGUGUUUUAUAUAAUAUGCCAUACGUUUUAGCUUGGAUCAUUCAAUUUAAAAGCUAACAAAUAAAAAAUUAUUAAUAAAAAAGUGA